AUGGAUUCUGAUAGUCAUAUUGAUUAUGAUGAUGAUGAUGAUGAUGAUGAUGAUGAUGAUGAUGAUGAUGAUGAUGAUGAUGAUGAUGAUGAUGAUGAUGAUGAUGAUGAUGAUGAUGAUGAUGAUGAUGAUGAUGAUGAUGAUGAUGAUGAUGAUGAUGAUGAUGAUGAUGAUGAUGAUGAUGAUGAUGAUGAUGAUGAUGAUGAUGAUGAUGAUGAUGAUGAUGAUGAUGAUGAUGAUGAUGAUGAUGAUGAUGCUGAUGAUGAUGAUGAUGAUGAUGAUGAUGAUGAUGAUGAUGAUGAUGCUGAUGAUGAUGAUGAUGAUGAUGAUGAUGAUGAUGAUGAUGAUGAUGAUGAUGAUGAUGAUGAUGAUGAUGAUGAUGAUGAUGAUGAUGAUGAUGAUGAUGAUGAUGAUGAUGAUGAUGAUGAUGAUGAUGAUGAUGAUGAUGAUGAUGAUGAUGAUGAUGAUGAUGAUGAUGAUGAUGAUGAUGAUGAUGAUGAUGAUGAUGAUGAUGAUGAUGAUGAUGAUGAUGAUGCUGAUGAUGAUGAUGAUGAUGAUGAUGAUGAUGAUGAUGAUGAUGAUGAUGAUGAUGAUGAUGAUGAUGAUGAUGAUGAUGAUGAUGAUGAUGAUGAUGAUGAUGAUGAUGAUGAUGAUGAUGAUGAUGAUGAUGAUGAUGAUGAUGAUGAUGAUGAUGAUGAUGAUGAUGAUGAUGAUGAUGAUGAUGAUGAUGAUGCUGAUGAUGAUGAUGAUGAUGAUGAUGAUGAUGAUGAUGAUGAUGAUGAUGAUGAUGAUGAUGAUGAUGAUGAUGAUGAUGAUGAUGAUGAUGAUGCUGAUGAUGAUGAUGAUGAUGAUGAUGAUGAUGAUGAUGAUGAUGAUGAUGAUGAUGAUGAUGAUGAUGCUGAUGAUGAUGAUGAUGAUGAUGAUGAUGAUGAUGAUGAUGAUGAUGAUGCUGAUGAUGAUGAUGAUGAUGAUGAUGAUGAUGAUGAUGAUGAUGAUGAUGAUGAUGAUGAUGAUGAUGAUGAUGAUGAUGAUGAUGAUGAUGAUGAUGAUGAUGAUGAUGAUGAUGAUGAUGCUGAUGAUGAUGAUGAUGAUGAUGAUGAUGAUGAUGAUGAUGAUGAUGAUGAUGAUGAUGAUGAUGAUGAUGAUGAUGCUGAUGAUGAUGAUGAUGAUGAUGAUGAUGAUGAUGAUGAUGAUGAUGAUGAUGAUGAUGAUGAUGAUGAUGAUGAUGAUGAUGAUGAUGAUGAUGAUGAUGAUGAUGAUGAUGAUGAUGAUGAUGAUGAUGAUGAUGAUGAUGAUGAUGAUGAUGAUGAUGAUGAUGAUGAUGAUGAUGAUGAUGAUGAUGAUGCUGAUGAUGAUGAUGCUGAUGAUGAUGAUGAUGAUGAUGAUGAUGAUGAUGAUGAUGAUGAUGAUGAUGAUGAUGAUGAUGAUGAUGAUGAUGAUGAUGAUGAUGAUGAUGAUGAUGAUGAUGAUGAUGAUGAUGAUGAUGAUGAUGAUGAUGAUGAUGAUGAUGAUGAUGAUGAUGAUGAUGAUGAUGAUGAUGAUGAUGAUGAUGAUGAUGAUGAUGAUGAUGAUGCUGAUGAUGAUGAUGAUGAUGAUGAUGAUGAUGAUGAUGAUGAUGAUGAUGAUGAUGAUGAUGAUGAUGAUGAUGAUGAUGAUGAUGAUGAUGAUGAUGAUGAUGAUGAUGAUGAUGAUGAUGAUGAUGAUGAUGAUGAUGAUGAUGAUGAUGAUGAUGAUGAUGAUGAUGAUGAUGAUGAUGAUGAUGAUGAUGAUGAUGAUGAUGAUGAUGAUGAUGAUGAUGAUGAUGAUGAUGAUGAUGAUGAUGAUGAUGAUGAUGAUGAUGAUGAUGAUGAUGAUGAUGAUGAUGAUGAUGAUGAUGAUGAUGAUGAUGAUGAUGAUGAUGAUGAUGAUGAUGAUGAUGAUGAUGAUGAUGAUGAUGAUGAUGAUGAUGAUGAUGAUGAUGAUGAUGAUGAUGAUGAUGAUGAUGAUGAUGAUGAUGAUGAUGAUGAUGAUGAUGAUGAUGAUGAUGAUGAUGAUGAUGAUGAUGAUGAUGAUGAUGAUGAUGAUGAUGAUGAUGAUGAUGAUGAUGAUGAUGAUGAUGAUGAUGAUGAUGAUGAUGAUGAUGAU
Fasciola hepatica (liver fluke) is the source of this 2124-nucleotide messenger RNA. The record is from the annotation of a GenBank genome assembly. Lineage: Eukaryota; Metazoa; Platyhelminthes; Trematoda; Plagiorchiida; Fasciolidae.